GUCGCGCGGUUCGGUAGCAACAGCGAGUGUUGCCAUGUAGUUGCCAGUCGCGACGGCGCCUGCGCGUCGGUGCAAGUGCGUGUCCCGUCCCGUCCCUCACAGCUGCAGACAUUAGCGCCGACAGUGGAGCGUCGCAGGGGCGGCGUCUCAUGCCACCGGUAGCCAUGCUCUGCUUCGUGCAGGGAGACUUCGAGGACCCUCUGGCUUCCGCCAAGAGGCGCCUCAAACUGCGAAAGAGGUUCUUGUCCAUGGUAGCGGAGCGUGGGCGUCCUGUGCGAAGCCGGUCUCUGACGUCGUCUGGCUGCAGCGGGCAGCAGGUGGCCAAGUCCGCGCCGUGCACGCCGCACGGCGACCGAGACCGCGACAGGGAGCGGCUGGCGCCAGCCGCGUCCACAACCUGCGACCGCGACCUGCCCUCGCCGCGCACGCCCAGCCACGGACACUCCUUCACCCGCCAUGACAGGCAGCUCAAGCAGCUGAGCGUGAGCGCGCCCGCCAUGACGCACCAUCAGCAGGCGAUGGCUGCCGCCGCCGCAGCCGCCGCGGCCAGGGGCUCCUCGGAGCAGCCGUCCGUCGCCUCGGGUUCGCCGGAGCCAGCGCACUCCUCCAAGUACCGCCAGAAGAAGUUCCACCGGCACUUCAAGCAGGUCGCCGCCGAGGAGUACGUCCUCAACUAUUAUUCCUGUGCUCUGGUCGGUGAUAUACUUCUUCAGGGUCAUCUGUAUAUUACCAAGAACUAUUUUGCAUUCUAUUCCAAUGUGUUUGGAUAUGUUACAAAGUUGCUCAUUCCCACAGUAUCAGUAACGAAGAUCAGUAAAGAGAAGACCGCAUACAUUAUACCAAAUGCUGUUGGCGUUUCCACUGCAGAAGGAAAGCACGUGUUUGGCUCUCUGCUGUCACGAGAUUCCACCCAUCGACUAAUGACGCAAGUUUGGAAAGCAGCUCAGCAGCCUGACCCCCAGGGAAACUUGCUUCCUAUUGAACAGGUUAUGAAAGAUGAGGUGGAUUCAGCAAGUGGAGAUGUGAAAGAUGACGAUGAUUCAUCUGUUUCUGGCAGUGAUAGAUCUUGUGCUCCAUCAUCUCUUGAAUGCAACACAAACAUAAAUCAGCCAGAAGCAGGCUGUACAAAACUACCAAAUGGCAACCUUGUAAUUGGUGGAAAGCACAUAAAGCUGCCCGUUAAAUCUAGCCCCAAGCAUGCGAUAGUGGGCUUGCCUCGUUCUAAAUGGCUGCUCAUUGUUUCGACUGGACUGCUUGUACUGCUGUUCUUAUCUGCUGCUUUCUUACUGUAUCGAAUUUCGAAAAUACAGAGCCAGUUCACAGAGCAUCCACUUAUAACAACAAGUGAUGAAGUAUACCAAGAAAUUUUGAAGUGGCAAAGUCAGCUUCAUUCUAAAUCAGUUAAUGAAGUUCAAGAAUUUCUAAGCACUAACUUGGACCAGUUGGCAAAGGUGCGUCAGUCACUGGAAGCUUUAUCUUUACUAAUAGUAUCAGAGGGAGAACAAUUACAGCAGUCGCAACAGCAGUCUCAAGAGCCAAUGCAUUCAGAGCCUGCUGGUAAGCAGCAGACUCCCACUCUUCCCCACGACAAGCAUAGUUAGCAGAGGCUGUACCCCAACCAUUCUGAGGCCACAGCAUUGUCUGGGGUCUGAUGAUGGUGGUCGACAUGAUCUGCAUGUUACUGUCUACUUGCCAUGCUGUCUUGGUGUGUGUUUGUUCCUGAUCUCAAGUUUGGGACAUAACAAAAUUAGUGCAAGUGCAAGUAUAUUAAAUGUAUAAGACUAGCCAUUGUGUUUCAUCCCACAUUGCACUUAUAGGAUUGCAAUAUUCUGCCAAUACAUGAAGUCCUAUUUGUGUUAUUUACUGGUAUCUGACGUUUUCUCAUUAAGCUGUUCAGAAAAAGCUGGAAACACCUCAAGAGAACAUGAUAACAAACAUUGUCUGUGAUACAGGGAUAAGUGAAAGAUGUCGGAAAGUAGUUAUGUUAUUCGCUUACAUGCGACUUCAACUACAUAUAUCCUGGAACUUCUGUAACACAAAAUAAAGUUCCUCUACAGUUA
Molecule: messenger RNA, 2060 nt
Organism: Schistocerca serialis cubense
Lineage: Eukaryota; Metazoa; Arthropoda; Insecta; Orthoptera; Acrididae
Product: GRAM domain-containing protein 2A-like
Exons: 10
Coding region: 150-1601 (483 amino acids)
Biological process (GO): intracellular sterol transport
Cellular component (GO): endoplasmic reticulum-plasma membrane contact site; endoplasmic reticulum membrane; plasma membrane
Molecular function (GO): sterol transfer activity; sterol binding
Source: RefSeq, a predicted model, not a curated record